AUGAGAGCGUUGACGUCUCUCGAGUGCAGCACGUCGUCGGUUUGUUCUCCUGACGGAUACUCGCAACGUUCUUUGAGCGCUCUUUUAAUCGCUUUGGCAUCGUUUACGUCGUCGUCGUCGUCGCGUUGUUUUCGUUCUCAUUCGACGAAUCAUCAUCUCAUUCGUCGUCGGUCGUUGUCCUCUGUUCGGUUUGUUGCAAAAGCGUCGUCGUCGGCUGGAAAUAAUAAUAACAACAACUGCGACGACGAGAGCAACGAGCGAGAGAAAAUUCAGUUUGAGUAUUCCGAGAACACGGACCCAGUCGUGAACGAGAAUUUUAUCGCGCCUAAUUUUGGAUAUAAGCGACAGUAUAAAGUUGGUCACGAUAUACUCAACACGGGCGAACCGUUAGCGGCUUCCGUAACCACCAUAACCUCCGCGGCGACGUCGUCGUUUGCCAACGCCAUCUAUCGAUUGGAAGUGACGACGGGCGCGUGCAGAGGUGCUGGGACUUCCGGGAGAGUGAACGUGAUUUUGAUCGGCCAAGAUGGACUUACGUAUCCGUUUGAUUUAGAGUACACGGCGGGAGAUGCGCCUGGAUUCGCGCGAGGGUCGACGUUGCCGUUUCGGGUGGCUGUGGCGGCGCAUUUAGGACCGAUUCGGAGGGCGAGGGUGAGAUUGUUGCCAGAUAGCACGUCCACUGGGAGAGGGUGGUUUUUAGAAGAUAUCGGUGUCAAAUGCGAGAAAACGAACGAGUCUUAUAAGUUUACCUGUCGAGACUGGUUUGGACCGUCCGAUGCGGACGAUACGGUGUCGCCGUAUAAUCGAGAUUUGGAAGUGACGACGGUAAAGAAUGACUUUGAAGUCGCGUUAGAAAGAGAACAGAGGAUGAAAGUGAGAAGAGAAAAGGGCGAUUUCGUCUUUGACGUCGGAGCGGCGACGAUUCCUCACCAAGAUAAGAUUAAAGAAGGUGCGAGGGCAAAAAUGUCGAAAUCGUUCGGGUACGGCGGAGAGGACGCGUAUUUCGUCGAGACAAAGAACGAUGAUUUAGAAAGCAGCAACGAGUUGUCAUUAGGCGUCGCAGAUGGCGUGUACAUGUGGCGAUGGGAAGGCGUGGAUGCUGGUUUAUAUUCCAGGGCGCUAUUGAGAGAAGCUGCGAAGAUAUUUUUGAGCGGUUCAAAAGUUGCAGAUGGAUCAAAGUCGACGGAGGCGUUGUCAGAUAAGGCCGCUUCAUCGUCUUCUUCAGAAGCUUCAAAGUCUACCACCCAUCCAUUGUUUAUGCUUGAACGAGCGUUCCAAGUUGUCGCAGAAAAGAACGUGAAAGGGUCCACGACGUGCGUACUACUCACAUUAGACCCGCGAUUGGGCGUGUUGAAUGCGGCAAACAUUGGCGACAGCGGCUAUCUGGUUGCCAGAUUGAAUCCAGACGCUUCUUCUUCGUCGUCGUCGUCAUCAUCAUCAUUAUCUACUAGCAACACCGCUCCGUACUUGUUGAGCAAAGAUGAAAGCAAUGAUGAUGGAAAGCCGCAAAGGUUUAUCGCGUAUCGUUCUCCUCCUCAAGAACACGAUUUCGGUCGCCCGUUUCAACUCGGUCAUCAUGAGGCUACCGAUAAGCCGUCGGACGCGAUGUUGUCCACCUUCUUCUUAGAAAACGACGACGUGAUUGUCGUCGGCACAGAUGGACUGUGGGAUAAUGUCUCUGAAAAAGAGAUACUUGCGGUUAUCGAAAACCGCAUAAAAUCUAGCUCCGCAUCAUCAUCAUCAUCAUCAUCAUCAUCAUCAUCAUCAUCAUCAUCAUCAUCAUCUCUCGGUUCGAAUCAAGCGUUCUUGAAUAAGAAAGAAGUCGACGCGUGCGCCAAGGAGUUGACCCAAAAAGCUUUUGAACACGCGAACGAUCGAUCGAGAACGACGCCGUACAGUUUAGCGGCUACGGAAUAUUUCGAUAUGGUAUAUAACGGCGGUAAGAAAGACGAUAUUACCGUUUUAGUGUGUAAGAUUAAAAAUCGAUACCAGUGA
Molecule: messenger RNA, 1995 nt
Organism: Bathycoccus prasinos
Lineage: Eukaryota; Viridiplantae; Chlorophyta; Mamiellophyceae; Mamiellales; Bathycoccaceae
Exons: 2
Coding region: 1-1995 (664 amino acids)
Molecular function (GO): protein binding
Source: RefSeq, a predicted model, not a curated record